Messenger RNA from Hemisphaericaspora subhashii, 477 nucleotides. RefSeq names its product monothiol glutaredoxin. Bases 1 to 477 code for a protein of 158 amino acids. The record is from RefSeq and is a predicted model, not a curated record. The transcript is spliced from 2 exons. Lineage: Eukaryota; Fungi; Ascomycota; Pichiomycetes; Serinales; Debaryomycetaceae.
AUGUUUAGAAGAACUUUAUUAAAUACCACCAGAUUCACUCCAAUCAGAACAACAACUCCAAAAUUCAUUUCAGUCAGAUUCAUGUCAACUGAAAUCAAAGAAGCCAUAGAUAAAGCAGUUGCUUCAUCCCCAGUGGUUCUCUUUAUGAAAGGUACUCCCGAAUUCCCGCAAUGUGGAUUCUCAAGAGCCACUAUUCAAACAUUAGGACAACAAGGUGUUGAUCCCGAGAAAUUCGCCGCCUAUAACGUAUUAGAAGAUCAAGAAUUAAGAGAUGCCAUUAAGGAAUAUAGUGAAUGGCCAACUGUUCCUCAAUUAUAUGUGAAUGGACAAUUUGUGGGUGGGUGUGAUAUUGUUAUGCAAAUGGCUAAAAAUGGUGAAUUGGCUGAAUUGUUGGAAGAAAAUGAUGCUUUGGUUCCUGAAGAAGAAGAAGGAGAUGAUGUUGUUAAAGCUGCUGAAGUUAAGCCAAAUAGAGAUUAG